This is a messenger RNA of Racocetra fulgida, 214 nucleotides long. Lineage: Eukaryota; Fungi; Glomeromycota; Glomeromycetes; Diversisporales; Gigasporaceae. The record is from the annotation of a GenBank genome assembly.
AUCACCGGUUCGAGCCGAACAAGUGACAAAAAACCGUAGGAUCACGAUUGAAGAUCAAUCACGUCAGGUGAAAUUUGGAAUCACGAAUAAAGACACUACCGGUGAAAUUCCGGUUGCCAUGAUAUUACCGUCCGAAAUUAAAACCGUCGCGGGUGAAAUUAUGGUUGUAAAAUAUCUAGGAAUUGUCACACCAAAUAAAGAUCUCAAUAAAACA